This is a messenger RNA of Amyelois transitella, 1699 nucleotides long. Its product is annotated as probable cytochrome P450 304a1. Gene Ontology annotation, molecular function: monooxygenase activity; oxidoreductase activity, acting on paired donors, with incorporation or reduction of molecular oxygen; iron ion binding. The transcript has 9 exons. Lineage: Eukaryota; Metazoa; Arthropoda; Insecta; Lepidoptera; Pyralidae. The coding region runs from base 64 to 1590 and encodes 508 amino acids. The record is from RefSeq and is a predicted model, not a curated record.
AACAUGUACUAAUCGCUCUCAAUUCGCUCAUUUCAUAUCGGGUACAUCGCAAAAAAACACAUAAUGAUUGGUGCUUUAAUAUUUUUUUCUGUCUCAGUUUAUUUUUUAGUAAUAUUUUACAAAAAUGCUUUUAAGAAACUACCUAAUUUUCCUCCAGGUCCUCCCAGCUUACCCGUCUACGGCAGUUACUGGAUCAUAUUGGCCGCCGCGAAAAACAACCUAGCUUUAGCAUGCAAAAGAAUUGGCAGUUGGUACAACACGAAAAUUAUAGGAACCUUCGUAGGGAAGAUACCGACGGUGAUCGUCAAUGAUCCGGAGCUGAUCAGGGAUAUGUUGCACAAACCUGAGUUAGAUGGGCGUAUGGACAUUACCUUGGGUCGGAUGAGGGCUUAUUGGAAGCGGCUAGGUCUUUUUUUCACGGAUGGCUUCUUCUGGCAUGUGCAAAGGCGUUUUUCCUUAAGGUAUAUGAGAGACUAUGGCUUUGGAAGACGAGACGAAACCUUAGAACAAGUCGUCGAAAGUGAAAUUAAAGAAAUUUUUGAUAUAAGACUGAACGGACCUAAAAAUGAUGCCGAGAAGGAUAUGGUGAAGGGUGAUUUGGUAUAUAUGCCUCACUUCUUGGCUACGCCAUUCAUAAAUGGGAUACUACACGUCGUAUCCCGUAUGACUUUACCCAGGGAAAAGUAUGGAUAUGUAUGGGAACUAGCCAAAGGAACCCUUCUAUUCCAAAGGAGUUCGAAUGACCUUGGAGGCGCUCUGACGUUUACUCCGUGGCUUAAAGAUGUAAUGCCUAAUUAUAGUGGUUAUAAUGAUCUGAAGAAAGGUCACCAAUAUUUAUUAGACUUCUUUACGAAUCUCGUGAAAGAAAUUAUGUCCACGUUUGAUUCGUCUCAUCCCCGCCAUUUUCUUGACGAAUACAUUCGGCAAAUGAAGAAAGAGCAAAACGAAAAAAGAUCAACUUAUUCAGUGGAACAACUGAUUUUAACAUGUGUGGACUACAUGUUCCCGGCUGCGACAGCCCCACAGGCGGUACUGGCGAUGUUGUUGGAGAGGCUUGUGAUGCAGCCGGAGCUCCAGGAUCGACUCCAUGAGGAGGUGGACCGCGUAGUCGGCAGUGGCCGGCUGCCAAACCUCGAUGACAAGAUCAAGAUGCCAUUUACGGAGGCCUGUAUCCGCGAGCAGAUGAGGAUGGACACACUAGUGCCUCUGGGAGUGCCGCAUCGGGCCACUGAGCCCACUACUUUCCACGGUUACAACAUACCGGAGGGCACUAUGUUUACUGCAAAUUAUCCGAUGCUGCACAAAGAUGAGGUCAUCUGGGGAGAUCCAGAAGUCUUCAGACCAGACCGAUUCAUCGUCGAUGGGAAGCUGGAUGUCUCAAAGGACAAAUCACUGCCAUUUGGUGCAGGUCGACGGUUAUGUGCUGGUGAAACGUACGCCCGUCAAACGAUGUUCCAAGUGUUCGCAGCUCUGGUGCAGAACUUCCGCGUCGAACGCGCCCCGGGCUCCGCCCCUAUGCCCGCUCCUCGUAUGCAAGGCAUCAUCACCACCAUACCCGACUACUGGAUCAAACUCACACCCAGGCAUUAAGUUAAUUAGACGUUCAAUAUGUACACAAGAGAAAUUUUGACUAUGAUUCAUAAGUAAAUAAAGCAUCCAAUCAUCACGUACGUUUAUGUAAUACAGUAUUUAAGACCAA